Messenger RNA from Homarus americanus (American lobster), 210 nucleotides. Its product is annotated as G8 domain-containing protein DDB_G0286311-like. The transcript is spliced from 3 exons. The annotation marks the transcript as partial. The record is from RefSeq and is a predicted model, not a curated record. Lineage: Eukaryota; Metazoa; Arthropoda; Malacostraca; Decapoda; Nephropidae.
ACCACACCCACCACCACCACCACCACCACCACACCACCCACCACACCUACCACCACCACCACCACCACACCUACCACCACACACCCACCACCACCUACCACCACACCUACCACCACCACACCUACCACACCACCACACACCACCACCACCACCACACCUGCCACCACCACCACCACCACACCUACCACCACCACCACCACCACCAUCCCA